Trypanosoma cruzi is the source of this 1989-nucleotide messenger RNA. RefSeq lists its product as uncharacterized. Bases 1 to 1989 code for a protein of 662 amino acids. The transcript has a single exon. NCBI's taxonomy places the organism in Eukaryota, Euglenozoa, Kinetoplastea, Trypanosomatida, Trypanosomatidae. The record is from RefSeq and is a predicted model, not a curated record.
AUGAACGGUGGUGGGGUUAAAAGGCCAGUAGACCAAAACACCACCGGAGAUGGCGCCGUUGCGAAUUCGAAAAAAGGAACAAGCGGGCAACAAAGAAAGCAGCACCCUCCGAAGCGAGGAGCUGAAAAGCAGCGAACGGAAGACGACGUAAGAUCACCGGUAGGAAGGGAUGUAAACACACAAGACACAACGCGCACCGUCACUUCUUCAGGGUUGAGGCGUUUGAGUCAUACAAAGGACGUGAAGCGGCCGUGUUCAUCCGAUCCAAUUACCGAGAUCCAGUGCGAGGCAGGAGUCGCGACAAGAAAUAGGACCCGACGUGUGAACCCGCCAGACUCGCUGUGCACGUUGGUUUCGAUUGGCGGCACAAACUUCAAUGAAGAAAAACCAGACGAAAAAAAGAAAGCUGGGCACAACUUCUCAAGCGAUGCAAAAUCCGAAAAUUGGACGGCAGCAGCGGCAUCUGAUACGAAGGGCUUUAAGGGAAAGUCUCUGCCGCCUAAAGUGGAGUCGCCGCCCUCGUUGUCUCCAGCAUGGAUUCUCCAUCGAGGAAGAAUAGACCCCAAACAAUUUCAACAGCAGCGGCAACAGCAGCGUCAGCAACAAACGGAGAAAAGCCUGUUAACAGAAGAUGAAUUGAGUGUCUUUGCAGGGCUUGCAAUUCUUGACGGAAAUGGUGGCUGCGGUGAUGAUAAUGAUGAUGAUGAUGGCAGCGUGGAGUAUGAGGAUGAGUCCGUCGUGGUAUGUCCCUUCCGACUUGUGGGUAGCUGCGUGAAGGGGCAGCACACGGAGAGAGAAAUGCUUUCAAGUGACACCAUUCACUCGCACUUAAUGUCAUUGGCAGGCCUUGUGCAUGAAUUACGCACCGAGCAACGCAUCACGGAGAAGGAAUGCCAGAAGCUGCACGUGAGGUUAGAGUCGCAGAAGAUAACCAUUGAACGGUUGGAGCGUUACAUUUUGGCUCAAUGCCCUGCCUCAGGAAAAUUAUUACAAACAGAAGCCACGUCUCCGCAUGAAAUAGGCCCUCAGGCUCCGAGGACGGAUGCUGGUAAACACCCCAAGGGUAAUAUUCUGCCGGGAUCCAUUCUGAAGCCUGCGCAGGACCGAUCGGUGCCUAUGAAACCGGAAAUGAACUCGUUGAGCAACAGCAAGCUUCAUUUUGGGGGCGAGUCAUUUUCAGAACGCGUACGACGCAAAACGUCAGUGGAGACGCCUGCUUUUGAACCGUGUAACGCGGUGGCGACGAAAAAAGGAGAAUUUGUCGGUUAUGAGGGUGAUCGUCAUGGAUCUGUAAAAUACAUGGCUGAAGAAUUAGGCACACCCGUCGACUUAUCGCGUGCGGCGUUGGAUUUGUCGCAAGUGAGUGCGACGGGCGGAGCAUCCAGAAAAGGGGCAAAUAGACAUGCUAGCGGAAAACAGCAGCAUCAGAAACAGGGAAUGCCAGACUGGCGAGGGCAUAAAGGACAAGCACAAGAUGACAGGUACGGCGGUGCCGUUGGUGUGGUGGACGACUCACGUGGUGAUGUUCUCAGUCCCAUCCCUACAGUUGUUGGCCUGCAAGAUAACGACAUGUCGUCAAACGAUGACGUUGUUGUGGCGGUGGCUUCCAGUGUGCAUCCAUCGGGUGACGCCGUGCAGCUCCCAGACUUGGGCGAGCGUUGUACGGCAAGUUCAAAGGUCCUUCUGGGGAAAAAUAACGGAAAGCAGAAUGGGACACGUGAGAAGGCUAAAAAAAGGACCAUUCAAGGGAAUUCCCAUAGCUUUGGCUCCUCGAACGAAAAAACAAAGCGACAAGGGAAAAAUUUACGCUGCGUAGAUUCUGCGUUGGAAGAAGCGCAUCUAUCGAUUUUGCGACCGAACCCAAAGACAUUUGUAGAGUUCGGACAAUUACGGUUGAGGUACCAUAAAGCUUGUUGUUUCACUCUAUAUUUAUUUUUUAUCGUCAUUAUUUUUUUUAUUUGGUCUUAUUUUCUUGGUGUUUUUGCCUGA